AUGUGUUUGCCAACUGCUGCUCCUAUUGGUCCGCCCGGUUGUUGUCCAACUAGAAACUACAGUAAGUCCAGGAAGAGAAAUGCAUCUUCACAGGGAAAAGAAAAACCCAAAGUUGAUAAUCAACCACACGGGCCUUCAGAUUAUAGUACUGUCAUCUCUAAAAUUGACGGGGUUCAAAUUCAGUCAGAAAGUAAUUCCAAAGUAAAGCAAACAAAUGAACGUCGUGAGAAAUCACGUAUUGCGGCUAGGCAGCGAAGACAUCGUGAAAAUCAAUCACUAGUUGAACUGUACCUAACGCUACCAAUCCAACAAAAUCUGGCUGUUGAUGUUCUUAAGAAUAAAUGUCACAAAGUGGGACAACUAGAAGGAGAUAGCAAUGAGCAAAUAUCAGAUAGCUUAACAGAAUCUGUUUCCCUAUUGAAUACAGUUGGGCAGCUUGAUUUUGUCCCGACGUAUCGCCUUGCUGCCACUAUAUUUAGACAACACAACUUGUCAACGCCAGUGCUGGAAAAAGCUGUCAUUGUGCGCAUAGCCAGUAAUUCCUUAUGUCUGUAUAACUGGCUGUAUCCUUCCUUUGAAUCAGAUUCUAAUACCAAAUCAAGAAAUAAAUUACCACCAGAGGACUCUCAAUCAACCGAAUUGGAUUCAUCAUUGCCAUCUGUUACCUGUGAUAAUACUACUGCCGCUACCACUAUUAUUAAUAGUAUGAGUAGUAGUGGUGUCCGCGUUCAUACUCCCUUACUUGGUAGUACUGCUGAUGUUAUUCCGAAGCCACUACUGAGUGUACACUCACAGUGUCUAGUUGCUGUCAUUGUCGAUGUUACUCAUAAUAUCAUUAUUUAUGCUCCACCAGCGUACACUGAACUAAUUGGUUUAUCAUGGGUCACUACAAUUGGUUUAAAACUGAACGAAUUAGUCGCUCGACAAGUUGCAAUGGGGGUUUCAUCAAAAUUAAGGAGUCACAAUUGUUGUCAUCAUCUUCGCGAUUUACAGUAUAGUAAAUACAAUUGUAUUGAAAAUAUGAUAAACAAAAAUUCUAAACAAAAGUGUGUACAAUCUGAACUUGCUGAGAUGGAAUAUGUUGAAUGUAACCCGAUCAAAAUAUCUAAACACGCGCUCAAAUCAACUCAAAUUCAUCAAGAGUUUGAACAACCUUUGUCAUGUGAAAUGAUUUGGCCAUCAUCCUAUGGUGUAACCAGUCGUCCAUUGGGUCUCAGCUCCAUUUUACCAAAACCAACAUCAAUGUCUCUGUCACACAUGGAAUGCUCAGAACCUUCGAAUGACGAAAAAGAUCUAAGUGUACAAGAUGUUCAAGAUCCUACUACCACAGAUACAUCAAUUUCUAAGCACAUAAUGAAUCAGUACGCAUUAUGUUGGAAUAGUUCAAAUGUAUGCAUAAGAAAUACAUUAUCAAAAUAUGGCGAUCUCACAUUAGAUAUCAGCUGUAGUUCGUCGUCGUCAUCAUCAUCAUCAUCACCGUUUCCAUUUUCAAAUAAUCAUAACAUAAUCAAUAGAGCUAAUGUAGAUCAUUGUAAUACCACAGAAAUGUUGCAGGUUAACAAUGAUUCAAAUGAUUUUCAUAGUAUCAGUGUUGGCAGUGAAAAUGAAUCCACGUUUACUUCAAAUGAUACAAAUCUUCGAAUAUAUUUAUUGCAACCUAUCCAUUUAUCAAAUAUGACUAAUAGUAUGAAUAAUUGUGGUAAUAAAUGGAAUCAUGGAGCAUGUAUUAAUGGUAGCAAUCAUGUUACUAAUUGUAAUAUCAAUAGUAUUCCAGACAGUAAUAACAACACUAAAAAUAGUAGUAAAACCAAUAACAGUAAGAACAAGAAUAAUUCUUUUGAUUUUUCUCUAAAUCCAUCAUUUUCUGUAUUUAAUGAAAACAAAAGCAAUGCUGUGGAAAAAAACAAUUCAUUGGUAAAAUUUUUCAACAGCUGCGGUUCAUGUCGUACAGGUUUAUCAGAUUCAUUUAAAACCUAUCAUUCACCCACGAAUUUACAGUUUAUAGAUAUUGCUAAUGAUUUCUUAGAUCAGUUGGGUUAUACAAAAGUCGAACUUCUAAAUAAAUGUUUAUUCGAUUUGAUACAUAUUGAUGAUUUGGUGCAUAUAUCAGAAGCAAUGAAUACAGUGAAUGAAAAUCAACCGGUAAUCACUUCAUUUUAUCGAUUACGAUUAAAAUGUGGAACAUAUUGUUGGGCUCGUAUGUUAAUCUAUCAUAUGAAACGAUCACAUUAUCAUAUGUCAAAUGCUUCUUCAAUCUUAACAAAUGAUCAACCAUAUAAUUAUCAAAAUCAAAUGAAUAAAAUAUCAGAUUGUUGUAUGAAUUGUAAUGAAUGUUGUUUUAAAAAAUUUGACAAUAGUAAUUCAUCAUCUCAUUUGGCAACUUUGGAUGGAAUGAAUUCUUAUGACAGUUGUACAUCUUCAGAUUUAUUGAUCUGUUGCCAUCAAUUAUUUCAUUUCUAUCAUUCCAAUGAUGUAUGUGAAAGUUUAUCGACCAUUGAAAAAGUUACAUCUAAUUGUCGCAAUGAUGUCAAACAACAGCAACAAUCUCAAGUUGAGCCCAAUAAAUAUCAAUAUUUACAUGAAAAUAAUGAGUUUGCCUCUUAUUCAUCAGUAUUCACAUCUCAAUCAUUCACAAAAACACUUACUGAUCAACAAAACCUCAUGACAAAAUCUACUACUAAUAAUGGUAAUCAAAUCAAAUGCGAGGCUGAAACUUCUGCUUUUGUAUCCAAUUCAUAUGGAUCACAUUUUAUCUCGAUUCCAGCAUCAUCUUAUUAUAUUCAAGAUGAAUCAAAACAAAUGGAUACGUUAAUUCCAUCAUCUUCAUCAUGUAAUGAAAAGGAGAUAUCGUCUACAUUGUCAUUUGAUCCAUCCAUUUCUUUAUCAUCUCAACACUGUCAACGUUUUGGUACUACAUCAAGAGAAAAGGACAUACAUAUUGCAAAUAACCAAGAAGUUACCACUGUAAGUACAAUAGGAGCAAAAUUGAAGUUAGAUGAGCAUCAUUUGUUGAAUCAUUCCGUUCAUUCUGUUGUUUCUGGUCCUACCAUUACUGUAUCUGAUUCAAUGAAGAGAAGUAGUCCAAAUUUACCUUGUCUAACUACUGAAUUGUAUACUUACAAUUCACCUACACUUAAGGAUAAAAUUUAUCAUAAUAAGUUAGAAAAUGCCUGUUUAACAACUGCAGCCGUGGUUAAUACCAGUGUGGAACCUCAGUCAAAAAGUCAGAUAUUUAAACAAACUUUACCGAAUAAAGCAUUCAAUUCUUCUGAACAAUACGAAAAUCAAAAGAAUCCAUUUAACUGCAAUCCAUUUUCAGAUCCCAACAAUUAUCGUCCGCCUACAAAUUGUUAUAAUCCAUGCUUUAAUGAUUCGAAUUCACAUAGUAUUGUCCAAAAGCCACAUGUUACGUCAUAUAAUACUUCUGAAGAUAUUUUUGAUUAUUCAACAAUAGAUUACAACCCAGAAUUUCUUCCACAAGUUAAUAUUUGUCCUGUAUUUAAUGGUAUUGUUCAAAAAGAAUCCGAUAAUGUGUAUUUUGUUCCUCCGAAAAAACCUUGUUUAUAUCCGCUAACUAGUAAUACUACUAAUAAUAAUGAUACAAAUGAAUUCAAUCAAAACUCUAGUAAUUUCAAUUACUCAAAUAAAUCAUUUAAUGGUUUCGUAAACACAAUUCAAUCUACAAAUUUUUUAAAUCAUCAUUAUUCCAUUAUAAAUAAUGAACAUGUAAAUGAUGCUACUAAUUAUUAUCUUAAUGAUAAUGAUGAUAAAAAUCAACCAGUCAACAAUUAUGAAUUAUUUAAUCCUAAUUUACAACAACAUUAUCAUCAAACUAAUCAAUGUUAUUUUGAUUAUCAACAACAACAACAACAACAACAACCGUCACAAUCAUUAACAACGCAUCAUUAUCAUGAUCAUCAACAGUCGUAUACGCUUGACAAUUUCACUAACAAUAGCACAUUGAUUUAUUAA
Schistosoma turkestanicum is the source of this 3972-nucleotide messenger RNA. Lineage: Eukaryota; Metazoa; Platyhelminthes; Trematoda; Strigeidida; Schistosomatidae. The record is from the annotation of a GenBank genome assembly.